This is a messenger RNA of Meloidogyne enterolobii, 3478 nucleotides long. The record is from the annotation of a GenBank genome assembly. Lineage: Eukaryota; Metazoa; Nematoda; Chromadorea; Rhabditida; Meloidogynidae.
UCCACAAUUACUUCGCCAAACAGUCUCUUUCGACGACCACCUCGGAUUUCUUUCUCCGUUCUCUACCGACUCAAGAAAUAAUUUAUAUGAUAAAAAUUUAAUAGGAUUUGAUCAGUUUGACGAUCCAAUGAUUGGUGGAAAUAAUUAUGGAGAGGAAGAAUGUGGAAAUAAUUUAAAUUUAUGCCCUCCUUUAAUGACAACAGAAAAUGUUCCUUUAAAUUUUCCCCAACAAACAAAUGAAUUAAUUAAAAAUGUAAAUUCUGAAGCUGAAAAACAGACAGAAUAUAUUCAAGAACACGAAGGCAUCACCAUAAUGGAUCACCCAGAACAAAAAGAACUUCAAGAAAAAACUUUCUGGCAAUUAAGUACAAAUCAGCAAUCAAGUAGUGUAAACGACUCCCCACCACCACUCCCCCCAAUUUCAACAAAACUACCCAACAAAAAUAAUUCUUUAUUAAACAAUGAAGAAAGGACAGUGAAACAAGAAUUAUCAGCUUCUAAUACGGAUGAAAUACAAAAUUAUAAUAAUACUGGGGAAGCUGCUAUAUUAGCUAAACAGGAGUUCCUUCAAUUAUUGCUGCAAAUAACGCCAGAAGAGCUUGAACACUUGAGAGCCAGAAAAGCCCUGCAAGCUCAAUCUAUUCAACAACCUCACAACCACCAACAAUUUAAUUACAACAAUACAUCCACCGUUCAAUCUUCCCAACCAAUAUUCAUCCAAACAGGACAACAACCCCAACAACUUCAAUACAAUCAAAAUCCUUCCAUUUAUACUCAGCAACAAAGCAGUCCCCCUUUGGAUCCACUUCCUCCUCUAGUACCUUAUCAAAUUGAUUAUGGUAUUGCUCAAUCUAUUAAUACGAUUAAUAAUCCGAUGGGACAUUAUGGAGUUCAACAGAUAGCACAACAACAACACCAACAAAUGGCCCAACCUUCAUAUUUUUACUCAUCCCCUUCCAGUGGUUGUUCUGCCGGCACUUUACUAUCCCCUCUAAGCAAUGGAGGAGUUUGUGGUUAUCCUAGUGUUGCUACUUCUGAUUUUUUGGAAGAAUCGGAUUCCCAAAUAGAUCAAGAUUAUUGGGGGGAAGGGGAAAUGACUGAAGGCGGUGAAAUGAAUUCAACAAAUUAUAAGAAUGACCAUGUGACUACGGGCAGUGAAGAGGGGAAUACUGGUCAUCGUGAACGUCAAGGCCGGAGGAAAUCCCACAAAACAGAAAGACGUACAGCCCACAAUUUAAUCGAAAAGAAAUAUCGUUGCUCUAUAAAUGAUCGAAUUAAUCAACUAAAAGAAAUGUUGGCUACUGAAGACAAUACAAAACUAAGCAAGUCAGCUACUCUUCGAAGAGCUGUAGAAAAUAUUCAUUCAUUGCGUGCCAAAAAUGCAGAGUUGGCAGGAGAAAAUGGGAGAUUGAGACGGGCGUUGGAAAUGGCUGGGUUGAGAGAUACAGGGAAAAUGGGAGGAAUAAAUAAAUCUUCAACAAUGAUUGUCGGGCAACAUACGGAACAACCAGAAAUAUUAUUGAAAGGGCCUAAUAUGCAAAGAAGCCGCAUUACUUCCUCAAUGAAAAAAUGUAACAACAAUAACACUUCAAUUUCUUCAACAACUGUCUCAUCAGUUGUUGGCCCCCGAGAUCAAUCACGUGUCACACUUUGUGUGUUUAUGUUCCUUUUAUUAAUUUAUAAUCCCCUGGCUUUUCUCUUCACCGAAAAUUCAACAAAUUCUUCAAAUUUUGGAGGAGAUUUACAGGAAAACACGGCUAUUUUUGGAAGGCAUCGAACUUUGACGGGGGAUGAUUUUUUUGUUAAAGAUAAUACAAAUAAAAUCCCCUUUACUUCUCAAUCCUAUGUUUCUGUUAAUUCUUUUGAACAUUGGCCUAAUUCUUCUUUACUGAGGCAUUCACUUAUUUGGCUGUUAAAUUGUUUGUUUGUUUUUGCGAUACUGAAUCGUUUAUUGGUUUCAGGGGAACCGGUUGCUGAUCGGCGAUCUCCUCGGUGGGGAACUUUUAUCCAAAGUCGUCGGAAAGCACAACAAGCUGUAGCUGCUGGUAAUUGGAAAGAGGCACAGCGAUGUUUGGGAGAAUCAUUACAGAUUUUGGAACGACCAUUACCCUCCUCUGGCGGUCUAGAUGAGUGGAUGUCUCUCAUUUGGCAGAUAAUUCGUCAUUUAUUAAAUGUUCUCUGGAUUGGCCGUUGGUUUGCCCGUCGUCGUCGUUCCAGCCUCCAGACACAAAAAUCCGUUUGUCGAAGUCAUGCAGCAACCUCAAUGGUUUACAACCAGCUACAUCAAUUGCAUUUAUUGGGGGUGGAUGGGAUUGGGUUGACACAACGUGGAGCCCUCAACAUAGCUUUGUUGGCGGCAAAUCUAGCCGAAUCAGCCGGAUCAUCUGCAAUUUCACACGCACUUAGAGCCGAAAUGUAUGCAUGUGCUGCUAUACGUUGUAGAUUAUGCUUGCCGCGGUGGCUGCGCUUGCCUAUAGCAGGCUAUUUCUUUAGGAGAGCAAAACGACAUGUCACCAAAAGCCAUCGUCUGGAAGGAAAUGCAGAACAAAUAUAUUCUCUUCAAUGGGCAUUCCACCCUUUAGCGCGGAAAUUCCUCGCAGACCCUCUUCGUUUGGCUGCUAUAUUAGACGGUAGUGGAGCUCAACAACAGACUAAUUUUCCGUUUACUGAUUCAACACAGUCUGCCAAACCUCUAGAAGUUUUACGUGACGCAUUCAAAAUUCAUUUACUCGAUGCUUUGUUAAAACAAAUUGACUCAUCUGAGGGUCUACGUGUUCCUGAUUUUGUAGAGCGUUCACAGCUGUUAUUACAAAUUUGUAUAGCUAAUGGAAAUGAUACGAGUGUGAAGUGCAAGGAGAAUGUAGGGGAAUCUAGCAGGACUGAUAGUGAAGCUCUCUCAGAUAUUUUAUUGUCAUCGAAUUCCUCAGCAGGUGAUGAGCUCUGUACCUGGUGGGCUCAUUUAUUAAGCAGUGCCCUUCACUGGCGUCAUGGGGAUAUGGCUAGAGCACGGCAACAUAACGCUAUUGUACGCAAAUGUCCUCAGAACCUAUUGCAGAGCGAUACAGCGUUGGCAGUCGGCUUGGCUUUUUGUUCCAGAAAAAUUUGUCUUGAAGAUAGAAAACAAAAAGCAUGGACAGAAAUAGCUCUGUUACACGUAGAGAAGGCUUUUGCUCAUUUACAGAGGGAAAAUCGGUUCCACAGAUGGCAAGUGCCUUUGGAGUGUCAAGGACAGGGAAUUGAUAAAAUACAAUGCCGAUUUCGACUUCUUUGUUGUCAAUGGAUUCUUUCAACUUUACUUGAUUUGUGCUCCUUUUCAAUAGGACCAGACAAAACGCCUUCACUUCAAAUUAAACAAUUAUACUCGAAUGUUUUGAACUUUAUUGAGAAAAAUGGCAUUGAACAAAUGGAACAAAGAAGGAUGACAAUGUUUAAAAACUUGGGAGAAACUCUUUGUGGAGUAGAAGCAAAACCUAUUUAA